Molecule: messenger RNA, 402 nt
Organism: Arctia plantaginis
Lineage: Eukaryota; Metazoa; Arthropoda; Insecta; Lepidoptera; Erebidae
Source: the annotation of a GenBank genome assembly
AUGCCUUAUAUUAUGGUUAUGGGUAGCCUUAGUGCACAUCAUCUUUCUAAAGAUGAAGGGGCUACAGUGUAUGGACUCAAAAGCGAAGAAAGGGCAACUUUAGUUCGGGAGUUAAACUCAUCGUUGAGCGUGGCCAUCGCCUUCUUAUCAGAUGUGGACCGAACCGUUCGAGUCACACAGAAAGGCAUAACCCUAGUUGUGGUAAACCGCCUUCAUGCAUUGUUUGGCUACGACGUUGUGUCCCACGCUAUGGCAAUGACGAACGCGAACCGUGAGCUGAUCUCCUUCACUUUGUAUAAGAAGUCCAGUUCUAACACGCCAGGCCACGGUCACAGCCAUGGACACACGCACAGCGGCUCCAGCAAGAGCCACCCACACAGCAGUAGCGUAGUUACGCUUUAA